AUGACGAAUCCGAAUUCAGAAGGCCAGGAGCAGAUUGACCUGGCAGAUUACAUCUUCAAAAGGCUGGUCCAGCUCGGCCUUGGAUCUGUUCACGGAGUCCCUGGAGACUAUAAUCUCACCAUUCUCGACCGAGUCAAGCCGGCAGGCCUCACCUGGGUUGGAAAUGCAAACGAGCUCAACUCAGGCUAUGCUGCCGACGGCUAUGGAAGAAUCAAGGGAAUAGCGGCCAUGUGUACCUCUUACGGCGUUGGGGAUCUCUCCGCCAUCAACGCAAUUGGAGGCGCGUAUGGUGAAAAAUCUCCCAUUGUGCACCUUGUUGGAACACCCCUUACGGCUGCUCAAGAGUCCGGCGCCUGCUUGCAUCAUUCUUUGGGUGACGGCAAUCUCAGAGUUUUCUCGGACAUGAACAAGUGGGUGACCGUGGCUCAGGCUAAUCUAAUAGAUAUUGACACGGCACCGGCUUUGGUUGACGCAACUCUUAAAGCUUGCGUCUUGAAUAGCCGUCCCGUGUAUAUCGAGCUUCCCACCAACUUGGUCCAUGCUAAAGUGCCCGCCCCUACGUCACCCAUCGACCUUUUAGUGCCCGGAUAUGACGAAGGGCACGAGGCCAAAAUCGUGGCCUCCAUCGUAGAGGCAAUUCAUAAGUCGACAAAGCCGGUGAUUCUCGUGGGAGGAUUGGCCGCUCGCUUCGGAGUAACUGAAGAAAUAAACGAGUUUGUGCGGCUGACUGGCAUCCCCACGGUUUCUAUGACUUUUGGGAAGGGCAUCGUCAACGAAAGUCUACCAAACUAUCAGGGCGUUUACAUUGGAGCUGUUGGAGACGCGGUUCUCAAACAGCAAGUCGAUGGUGCCGAUCUUAUCUUGGAUUUCGGUCCUCUGCAUUCUGAUGUCAAUACCUUUGGGUUCACGGCUGCUCCCAAGGCAGAUAUUACCAUUACUAUCGACCAGGACUCGGUGAGGUUUUUUGGCCAGAAUCCUGAUGCCUCCGGCCGCUUCUUUUCCCCCAAGUCGUUCAUGAACAAGCUUCUGAAGAAUAUCAGCGCAACAAAGCUGCCUACCUAUCCGUUCAAUCGUGGCCCGUCUUACCCGCCUCAUCUGCUUCAAAAUCUCAAGCCUUCCCCCGACAAUGCAAUAAUUGAUCACGAUGCAUUUUGGUUACGAAUGUCUAAAUAUCUUCGAUCUGGAGAUAUUAUCAUUGUGGAAGCCGGAACAGCCAUUGCUGGCGCUUGUACGCUGAUAUUACCAGACAAUGUUACCUUUGUGAACUCAGGUCUAUGGCUUUCUAUCGGCUAUACGCUCCCAGCGUUGCAAGGAGCCGCUCUAGCUCGUCGAGAGCAGCGCAGGGAUGGUUCCAUGGAGGCCGCGGGGUGUUCAGGUCGAUCUAUCCUGUUCAUAGGGGACGGAAGCCUCCAAAUGUCAGUUCAAGGUAUCAGUGAUAUCAUCAGGAACAGACUCGACGCGACCAUCAUCGUCAUCAACAACAAUGGCUAUACGGUCGAGCGAUAUAUUCACGGAUUCAACGAAAGCUACAACGACAUCCAGCCAUGGAGAUAUACCCAGGCCCUGAGCUUUUUCGGAGCGCCUCUCGACGAUCCCGAAUACCCUGUGAUAGCGGAGCAGGCUAAGAAUUGGGGACAGCUGCGAAGUGUAUUGGCACGCGAGGAUGUACAAAAGGGCAAAGGCUUGGCUCUAAUAGAGGUCUAUAUGGACUUGGAGGAUGCUCCGCUUCCUCUUAAGAAUUUUGCCGUCUAUAUGGCUAAUAGGAAUAGAACGAAUGGGAAACAUUAG
Trichoderma asperellum CBS 433.97 is the source of this 1788-nucleotide messenger RNA. RefSeq lists its product as uncharacterized. Gene Ontology annotation, molecular function: thiamine pyrophosphate binding; magnesium ion binding; pyruvate decarboxylase activity. NCBI's taxonomy places the organism in Eukaryota, Fungi, Ascomycota, Sordariomycetes, Hypocreales, Hypocreaceae. The record is from RefSeq and is a predicted model, not a curated record. Gene Ontology annotation, cellular component: nucleus; cytosol.